CAUAAACAUGACAUGUACUUAGAUGAUACACAAAAAGAUAUUGCUGGUGUCAUUAUUGGGUGGCACAACAGAUACCACAUUGGAAGCUUUGAAAACAAAAAUUGUAAAUUUCCGUUUAAGAUUAAAACAGAAUUUAUACAGAAAUAUGGCAUUGAAGAUUGGGUAUCGCAACCAUACUACGUUUUGUUAAUCGAGGAUGACGUGUGUUAUGUUCCGCAAUGUGUUAUAACAUCGAUAUACGAAAAGUGGAUAGACAAUACAGAAAUUGGAAGAUAUUUCUGUAAAUUUGAAGGCACUCAUUAUGUGCCAAACGAAGUGCUAAGAAAAUAUUAUCCAGACGAUGCCGCAGUCGUUCGCGAACUAUUGAGUAGUCGCAAAUAAUAUAAUAUUUUAGGUGCAGAAAGAUGUUGUGUGUCUGCUCCUUUGACGAUGGUUUUGAUUAGAAUCCAUAUUAAAAUUUAAAAAUAUUGAUCUAUUAGAUAUCCAUCUUUUAGAACACAAUGACAAAUCGUCUAGAGUAUCUUGCGAAAGGAACAGAUUCUUUAAAAAUUGCGCAACAAAUAUAUGUAGCAAGGUCUAUUUUCUGACAAAAAGAUAGAUAAUUA
Nylanderia fulva is the source of this 605-nucleotide messenger RNA. RefSeq names its product F-box only protein 21-like. Lineage: Eukaryota; Metazoa; Arthropoda; Insecta; Hymenoptera; Formicidae. Gene Ontology annotation, molecular function: DNA binding. The record is from RefSeq and is a predicted model, not a curated record.